This is a messenger RNA of Ruditapes philippinarum (Manila clam), 3475 nucleotides long. RefSeq names its product chondroitin sulfate synthase 1-like. The coding region runs from base 388 to 2727 and encodes 779 amino acids. The transcript is spliced from 2 exons. Gene Ontology annotation, cellular component: Golgi cisterna membrane. The record is from RefSeq and is a predicted model, not a curated record. Lineage: Eukaryota; Metazoa; Mollusca; Bivalvia; Venerida; Veneridae. Gene Ontology annotation, molecular function: glucuronosyl-N-acetylgalactosaminyl-proteoglycan 4-beta-N-acetylgalactosaminyltransferase activity.
AUGACAUGAUUGACGUACGCUAUCGUAAACUCCAUCGAAUGAUUUUCCCAUGAAUGAAAAACGCACUGAUAUGAAUGUGAACUCUUGCAAACGAAGUUAUUUGCAUAAAAGGCGGAGUUAAUUAUGGUAUGAAAUAACAUACAUUGAGUAAAUAUGUGUAAAAGUUGUAAAAGCCACAUGUUUGUUCAUACUUAAAGUUUUCUUUCAUUCUUUCAGUUUCACAAUAGCAGCACUUUGUCAGACUGAUGGGAUACAAAAUUUUAGUUCAGAAGAAUCAAACUUUACAAGAAGAAAAAGAUAAUAUCACCAGUGUGGAUAUAAAAUUUUAAGUUGUAUGAAUGUCAUUCUUUGGAUAUUAUUCCUUCAGUAGUGUUAGAAGUGCAGAAAAUGGCACGGACAAGACUUGAUCGAAACUUAAAUUUUGUAGCUGGGACAAUAUUUGGCUUGUGUGUAGGACUGGUUUUGUCAACUUGGUGUCGAAACAAGUUACUACCAUGUAUGCCGACUUUCUCAAGAUCCGGGUGCUGCAGUGGAGCUUUGGACUUCAUCGAAAAUGGUAAUUUCAAUGGCGAUAAUCAAAAUAAAGAAUCUCCAAAUAGUGUUUAUAUCGAAGAAGCAGAUGAAAAAGGUUUUAUAUUCAUAGGAAUCAUGACUGCUAAAAAAUACUUAGAUUCGCGUGUUGUGGCUGCAUACAGAACUUGGGCACAAAGUGUAAAUGGUGAAGUAAUGUUUUUCUCUAGUGAAAACUCAGAAUCUUCAUAUGACGUGCCAGUUGUUAGUUUGAAAAAUGUUGAUGAUUCUUAUCCACCACAGAAAAAAUCAUUUGCUAUGUUAAAGUAUAUGAGUGAACAUUAUCUUGAUAAAUAUGAAUGGUUUAUGAGAGCUGAUGAUGAUAUAUUUAUCAAAGGUGACAAGUUAGAACAGUUUUUAAGGUCAAUUAACAGCUCCAAGCCACAAUACAUCGGACAAGCUGGAGUUGGAACUAAGGAAGAGAUAGGGUUGCUCAAUCUAGGGAGCACUGACAAUUAUUGUAUGGGAGGCACAGGGAUGGUUUUUAGUCAUGAAACUUUAAGAUUACUGAAACCUCAUCUGAAAUUUUGUGUUGGAAACCUCUACAGUACACACGAAGAUGUUGAGAUUGGACGUUGUGUCAGAAAAGCAGCAGGGAUUCCAUGUACAUGGGCUUUUGAGAUGCAGAAAUACUUCUACCAGAACUUCAAGGAGUACAAAGGUUCAUUUGUGGACACAUUAUUAGACAAGGAAGUUCAAAGGGCAAUAACUCUUCAUCCAAUCAAGAUGCCCACCUACCAGUACAGAAUCAACAAUCAUUUCACAUCCGUAAAAAUCAAAGAAAUGAAGCAAAAGGAGCUUGAACUUCAUAGAGAGAUAACUGAGAUGAAUCAAGUUCUAAAUGCCAAGUAUGACUUUGAUAAAUAUGGUCUCAAGCCUUCGGUCACCACUUUUAUACCACAGAAACCUAGCGAUGUGAUUGGAUGGGAAUUUAUCAACUCUAAAGUAGUUACUUCCCACCUAAAUGUCAACCCAAGAAAAGGUUUGACAGCUUACCGAAAGGAAACACUAAAUGAAGUAGUUGCUCAAACAAUGGAAAUAAUAAACAAGAAUUCCAAACACCGGGGACGAACUAUUGACUAUAAGGAUGUUUUAUAUGGUUAUACUAAUACAGAUCCCCUAAAUGGUGCAAAUUAUAUUCUAGAUAUUUUGCUUACUUAUAGAAAACACAAAGGAAAGAAUUUGAAUGUCCCUGUAAGGCGACAUGCAUACUUACACCAGACUUUCUUGAAAACAGAAUUUAUUGAAAGUCCAUGGACUUCGGAACAAGAUAAUAAAGUGACUGCAGAUUCUCCUCACAUAUUCCAGCAGCUGAGAGGGAGUGAGAAAAAUUUGGAGAAAAAUAAAUUGAAAGAAACUGUACAUUUGAUUUUACCUUUGGCGGGUAAAGUUAAAGAAUUUGACCGGUUUAUGAAAAUAUUUGAAGAAAUCUGUUUAGCUAAGAAAGAUAAUGCUCAAAUGCAUAUUGUAUUAUUUACAGAGAAUAGUUCAGCUAAAGAAGUUGAAGAUAUUUUAAAUAUUGUCGGCAAGUAUCAAAGAAAAUAUGGCGGUCAUCUCUUAGAGGUUAUAGAGACGGAAGGUGAUUUUGCUCGAGCAAAAGCUCUAGACCUUGGUGCAAAACAGUGUUCAGUUGAUGAUUUGAUAUUUUGUGUUGAUGUAGAUAUAGUGUUGACUCAAGAUGCCAUAAAUCGUAUACGACUGAACACUAUACAAGGUGUGCAAGUGUACUACCCUAUAGUUUUUAGCCAAUACGAUCCAAGUGUUUUAUGUGGUAACCAAUCAAAUUGUAAGAUAGAAAUGUUCGACUUCGACCAUCGAAUGGGUUAUUGGCGACAAUUUGGAUUCGGGAUAGCUGCAAUGUAUAGGAGUGACCUUGAGCGCGUAGGGGGCUAUGACACAGGCAUACAAGGGUGGGGAAAGGAAGAUGUUGACUUGUUUGACAAGGUUGUUCAAAGCAAUCUUACAAUAUUCCGUGCAGUAGACACUGGUAUGAUACAUGCAUUCCAUCCGAUAAAAUGUGAUGUUAACUUAGAACCUUCGCAAUUCCAAAUGUGUAUAGGGUCCAAAGCUACAUGUCUCGCGUCGCAAAAUCAACUUGCGCAAAUGACUCUAAAAAUAGACAAGAUACUCAACAGAAAUUUAGAUGUAAAAGUCUGACCAUAGUUUUAUUUCUAGAACAUUGUUAUUAUUUUCUCUUUUUUGUUGUUGUAAUUUUAAAGGGAUUUUUUUGUUGCUUAAAAAGGGUCAUUAUAAUCAUUCAUUGUUUAAAUAAAGAAUUGUGUGAUGGUCAUAUCAGAUUGAAAUCUAUUUUGUUAUAUUUAUACAUCACUGUCGAGCAUAGCUUUUGUUUCACUUUAAAUGAAAAACUUUUUCAAAAUGUUAUUUUGAAUGGACAUUUUUUUAUAUUACGUGUAAAAGUCUUAAAUGUUUAAUUCAAUUUGAACAAUUUUAUUUAUCUGAAAUAGAUAGUGAAUAGUUUGCUAUGCAUUGCUUUGAAAUUGAAUUGAUUUGAAAGUAUGGUUUUCAAUAAUUUUGUUAUAGUAUGCGUGGUUUGUGUGAUUUUUUUAAUUGUUUAAACUUUUUUGUUUGUUUUGUUUUAAAGAAUAGGAAUAUAUUGCCAUGGAAUUAAAUGUUUCAAUGUAUUAGGUACCAACCAGAGUGCUAUCUCUUCAUACAUUGCUAGUUAUUUUUGUGUUUAUACGGAUAUAAAAUGUUGUAAACAUUGUUGCUUAGGCCAUUAGUCAUGGUGUUUAAAAAAACCAUAAUUCCUCACCUUAGUGCAGUAAUGGGAUAUAACCUUCUAGAUUUAAUAAGAGUUAACCAGUUAUUGCACUUAGGUGACAAAUUAUAUUAAUAGAACUAGUAUGACAAAGUAACUUGUCUAUUUUUAAAAUAUUUGUCACAA